Marasmius oreades (fairy-ring Marasmius) is the source of this 1327-nucleotide messenger RNA. RefSeq lists its product as uncharacterized. The record is from RefSeq and is a predicted model, not a curated record. NCBI's taxonomy places the organism in Eukaryota, Fungi, Basidiomycota, Agaricomycetes, Agaricales, Marasmiaceae. The transcript is spliced from 4 exons. The coding region runs from base 117 to 1127 and encodes 336 amino acids.
GGAAUAAUGCCCAAGAUCAUCCUUAAUUAAGAAAUACUACAUUUUUAUCAAAAAAACUACCGUCAUAACCUCCCUCGAGCAUAUUCUCAAGGGUCCAAGAGGGGAGUCUUGCAACGAUGAGAAGGAGGCCUUUCUUCAAGUGCCCGGGCAUGAGGGUACUUUCUAUUUUAGAGUUGGUCGUCCAUGCUUUCUGUAUCGCUCUCUGUGCGAUAGCAAGCGGUUUUGCGGCUCGUUCCAUCUAUGUCACAGAAUUCCUUUUUGACGACAUUCUCGACUUCACGCCUCUCGUUCUCGCUCUUAGCGAUGUCACUAUCCUCUUACUCGCCGCUAACAUACUCUUUACAAUAUUUCGGAGGCAACCUUUCCUCUCCAGGAUAUCCGUCGAGUUAAUCUGGAGUGGCCUGUUGUGGAGUACAUGGUUUGGGACCGCAGGAUAUGUAACAUGGGCGAACACAUGUCCCUGGGCUAUAUUCAAGGAGGGUAUGGUUUGCCAGAUCCACCCCAUCCUAACUAUCGUGUCGUUCUUGGUGGGCCUACUUCUGUUCAUGCAUUGGAUAACCUUGCUCGUUAUAGGACACCAACUUAGCGAAGGAGGGCAACGUACAUGGAGUAUGUCUCUAAAAGAGUUGGCUUUGCGAGUGCCAAUAGCAGAAUCUCGACCUCUCCAAGUAUCUGAAGAACCCAAGUUUGAAUACGAUCAACCAAAUCCAACUGCGCUUCCUCUUUCUCUCCCUCCGGCAUAUCGCAACUUUUCCAUCUCCAUUGCUCCCCCAUCACUGACAGCGUCCACGGAACAAUUCCCCUCUCCAAUAUAUUCCCUUCAUUCGUAUUCGUCUGCUUCACCACAGUUCGGUGGUGUGUCGUAUCCUGCGCCCGUUCAUGAUGGUGGUGGAUGGGACGGUUUGCAACCCCUUUCAGAGUUACCUGAUGGAUACGAAGUUCCCGUUCAUGUUCAUGUUCUCCAUCCACAUGAACGAGAUGAAGGGGAGUUGGAGUCACAACAAUCAAGUCCAACGGAAAACUCUUCAAGAGAUCUGAUCAAUCAGAGUACUCGUGAACUAGCAACCCACCACGACGCACUGGAAAUGAACAAUGGAAAUGGACCAUCGUUUAUACGGCAGGCUUAGCAAAGCCCCCCCAUAACUAUGUAGCGACCCUACGCUGAACAUUCUACAUAGAAUGGAGGCUGUUAUUUAUCCUCCGGAUUCCAAAUAUUCCAUCUAACUGAUAAACUUAACUGUUUCUCUGCUGCUCUGUAUUACUUGUAUCAUGCACCUGAGUGUCUGCACAGUCCUUAUCCAUGAUAACUACUGUUCUCUUCCUUGAG